AUGAUUAAAGUAAAAGAUGUUAUGGGUGGUUAUCAGGACUGUAGAGCUCUUAUCGACAGUGGGUCUCAAAAUUCUCUAAUAUCGGAAGAUUGUUUUCAGCAGUUGGGUCUUAAUUCAGCUACUUGUAAUUGCACCAUAAAGGGAAUAGGAAAUUCAAUCACAAGUCAAUCGAGUAAAAUGGUAAAAUUAGAAUUCACACCCUAUUUCAAUUCAAAUAAAUUCUUUAUGGAUGCAUUGGUUGUUAAAAACCUAACUAUUGAUUUACCCAACUGCAAUAUGACCAAUGUAAAUUGGCCUCAUCUUAAAAGUUUAAAACUAGCAGAUCCGCAGUUCCACAUUUCCAGACCAGUGGACAUAAUAAUCGGUGCUGAUGUUUUUCUAGACCUGAUAGAAGGUGAACAAAUAAAAAACAAACAUAAUGCUCCGGGUGCAUUAGAUUCUAAAUUGGGUUGGUUGCUGAUGGGAAAGGUUUCAUCAUAUUCUCCAAAAUCUAAAAGUUACACAUUUCAUCAUGAUGUAAAUCAAGAAUUGGAUUUAACCCUCCAAAAGUUCUGGGAGUUGGAUUCAAUUCCAAACGAAGACAAGGACAAUUUAAACAGCGAGGAAAUUACAUGCGAACAAUUCUACGAAAACACAACUAAACGGGAUAUUAGUGGAAAAUAUACAGUAAAGUUACCUUUUAAAAGGGAAAUUGACUUGGGCGAGUCCAGGACUAAAGCCGUUUCGAGGUUUCUAUCUCAAGAAAAGAAAUUUGAAAAAGACAAAAUUCUUGCUGAACGUUACAAGGGUUUUAUGCAAGAAUACAUAGCUUUAAAUCACAUGGAGUUAGUACCCGAAAAUGAAAAGCUAAAUUCUAAAUCUUUUUACAUGCCUCAUCAUGGUGUGAUUCGAGAGCAAAACACAACUACUAAACUUAGAGUAGUAUUCGAUGCUUCUGCAAAAUCGUCAGAAAACAUAUCCCUAAAAGAUAUUCUACACAAGGGUCCUAAACUUCAGUUAGAUUUAAGUUUUAUUCUAAUGAAUUUCAGAACUCAUUCAAUCGCACUAACCGCGGAUAUUGAAAAAAUGUUUAGAAUGAUAACAGUGUCUAAGGAAGAUUGUGACUUCCAAAGAAUUAUUUGGCGAACCGAUUCAACUAGUGAAAUCAAAGAUUACAGGCUUUUAACAGUCACAUACGGCACUGCAUGUGCACCUUAUUUAGCAGUAAAGACUAUUCAGCAACUUGCUGCAGAUGAGCAGUCUUUAUUCCCUAAAGCUGCAGAAAUCGUAAAAACAGAUUUCUAUAUGGAUGAUCUACUUACAGGCGCGGAUUCAACAUCAGAGGCUCGAAAUAUCGUCCUUGAAAUGAAUGAAUUAAUGAAAAAAGGUGGGUUCACUUUGCGUAAGUGGUUAUCAAAUGACCCGAAGGUAAUAGAAUUCUUGCCCGAAGACUUAAAAGCGACUACUUAUCCUAAAGAACUGGGGGAAGAACACUCUAUUAAGGUACUGGGUAUUGAGUGGGAUCCUAUAACAGAUUACUUUAGAAUACAAAUCAAGCCACCAAGCGAACUAAUGGGAAACUUACCCAAAGAAAGGGUAAUUCCUGCUCGAGCCUUCUCAAAAUGUGGAUUAGAUUUCGCUGGUCCAGUAAUUACAAAACCGAAUCUUAAGCGAUGGAAAGUAGUGCAAUGUAUUCGUAACAGGUUCUGGAACAGAUGGUCUCAAGAGUUUCUAACAGAGAUGCAAGAGAGAUGCAAGUGGCGUAAGGCGACUUCAAACGUCAAAGUGGGUCAACUGGUGCUGCUGAGGGAGGACAACCGGCCGCCUCUGCAUUGGUGUCUCGCCCGGAUAACUAAAGUCUACCCUGGAGAUGAUGGUUUAGUGCGAGUCGUCGACGUGAAAACCUCAUCGGCUGUCUACAAACGAUCAAUUACGAAAAUAGUGGCCUUGCCGUAUGAAGAAUUUAAUUUUGGAUUGUCAUCCAACGCGGGGGAGCAUGGAGAGUCUCCGCCCCGAAAUGCAAAUUAG
This is a messenger RNA of Uloborus diversus, 2007 nucleotides long. RefSeq lists its product as uncharacterized. The transcript is spliced from 3 exons. The record is from RefSeq and is a predicted model, not a curated record. Bases 1 to 2007 code for a protein of 668 amino acids. Lineage: Eukaryota; Metazoa; Arthropoda; Arachnida; Araneae; Uloboridae.